AUGACACAUCGUCAGUAUGACGCGUCACUGUACCAACACAAAAAGGCCUUCUCCACGUUCCAGUCGCUGUCGGCGCACGUGUGGCAGGCAGUGACGCGGGCGAGGGAGCUGGGGCCCACGGAGUACACGGUGUUCGCGAACUGCAGGAAGCGGGUGGAGCCGGCGAUGCAGGAGAGCUACUUCGGGAACCUGAUCCAAGCGAUAUUCACGGUGACGGGGGCGAGGCUGAUCCUGUCGAGCCCGGCGGAGUUCGGGGCGGGGCUGAUCAGAGGGGCGAUCGAGGCGCACGAUGCGGAGGCGAUCGGGAAGAGGAACGAGGAGUGGGAGAGGAAGCCGGUGAUAUUCGGGUACAAGGACGCCGGGGUGAACUGCGUGGCGGUGGGGAGCUCGCCGCGGUUCCAGGUGUAUGAGGUGGAUUUCGGGUGGGGGAGCCCGGAGAGCGUGAGAAGCGGGCUCAACAACAGGUUCGAUGGGAUGGUGUAUCUGUACCCGGGGAAGAGUGGGGGAGGUAGCAUUGACGUGGAGAUCAGUUUGGAGGCUAAGGCCAUGGAGAAGCUCGAGAAUGAUAAGGACUUCUUGUUGGAGUCUUGA
Molecule: messenger RNA, 591 nt
Organism: Salvia splendens (bonfire salvia)
Lineage: Eukaryota; Viridiplantae; Streptophyta; Magnoliopsida; Lamiales; Lamiaceae
Product: BAHD acyltransferase DCR
Exons: 2
Coding region: 1-591 (196 amino acids)
Source: RefSeq, a predicted model, not a curated record